Punica granatum (pomegranate) is the source of this 3588-nucleotide messenger RNA. Lineage: Eukaryota; Viridiplantae; Streptophyta; Magnoliopsida; Myrtales; Lythraceae. The record is from RefSeq and is a predicted model, not a curated record.
AUUGAUGCUUUAUUACCGUGAAGACUGCUUUCGAAAUAAACAAGGACUGUAGACCAGUUGAUCAAAAGAGAGAAGGAACAUAAUAGACAGCAUGAUGAGUUACCGCACAGCAAGGUACGAAAUUAGACAUUGCCAGAGAUCGCCACCUUAACUGCUAGUGGCCCCCGACCCAGUGUCGCUGACGAUUGCCCCACCUCUCACACGCAUAACACAAACAACCAAGCAAACACUUUUCACAUAUUGCAGGUAAUAUUAUUUUCUGAAUUUUUUUUUGGACUUUUUUUUUAAAAAAAAUUUCCAGCGCAUUUUAAGUAACCUCCAAGGCUAGCACAUCUAUAUAAGUUCUAGAACGAUGCAUGUCAAUAUAUAGCUUCAGCUUCGUAAACAUGAUUUCGAAAAUACCAAAUUGCUCUCCGAGAAGACAUGUUCACGUGUUCAUCCUCUAUCAAAUAGCUGUUGCAGCUACUGCAACUGCCGCUUUCAUUUUUACCAAUGAAACAGAUUACCAGGCAUUGCUGGCCUUCAAAGGUCAGAUAGCCUCCGACCCAUCUGAUGCCCUUCGCUCUUGGAAUGAUUCAGUCCACUUCUGUGCUUGGAUAGGAGUUUUGUGCGGUAAGAAGCAUCAGCGUGUGACUGAACUUCGACUCCAAUCCCUUCAGCUGGCAGGUCCUCUGUCUCCUCAUAUCUGGAAUCUUAGCUUCCUAAGAGUCCUUAACCUCGACGAUAAUAACUUGAACGGGAUACUACCCCAAGAGAUUGGUCGGUUAUCGAGGUUACAGGCUAUUCGUUUAAGCAACAAUUCUUUUGAAGGAGAGCUGCCAAGAAAUUUGACUAAUUGUGCAAACCUCAGGGGCCUAUACUUGACUGGCAACAAUCUUGUGGGACAAAUCCCGGAUGAGCUCGGUUCUCUGAUGAAGCUCACAGACUUAGUGCUCUUCUUGAAUCGUUUCACUGGUGAAAUACCCCCUGUGCUGGGGAAUCUCUCUGCUUUCAUCCGACUUUCUCUAGGCCGCAAUCACAUUACUGGGAGCAUUCCAGCACAACUCGGACAUCUCUCCAACUUAGAGUAUCUCCAGUUAGGAGGUAACAAUCUUUCUAGUCACAUUCCCACCUCUCUCUACAAUAUCUCAUCCAUCCGAACUUUCGCGGUUGCGCAGAACAAUCUUGGGGGGUCCCUUCCUUCUGAUCUAUUCCUAGCUUUACCAAAACUGGAAGGGUUGCAUUUCGGUGUUAAUGAGUUUUCAGGAUUGGUUCCCAGCACAAUACGCAAUGCUUCUCAAGCUGUACAAUUGGAUUUCAGUACGAACACCCUUGUAGGACCGAUCCCCGAGGACUUGAGAGGCCUUAAGAAUUUGGAAUUUCUUAAUUUUGAAAUAAACAAUCUAGGGACUGUAGAAGGGGGUGAUUUGAACUUCCUUACCUCCUUAAUAAACUGCACCAAACUACAAGCGUUUUCUGCCUCCUACAACAGGCUCCAGGGCAUCUUGCCGGAUUCUGUUGCAAAUUUGUCGUCCACCUUGACCAAGCUUCUGCUGGCCGGAAACUUCAUAUCAGGAAUCAUACCUUCAGGGAUAGAUAACCUUGUGAACUUGCAGCAUCUCGCGCUCCCGGGAAACAUGCUUACGGGGAGAAUAUCGAGCUCCUUCGGAAAAUUCUCCAAGCUGCAGAUACUCAACCUUUGUGAGAAUAAUCUCUCAGGAGUGAUUCCAUCUUCCCUUGGCAACCUGACCUCGCUCUUUCUCCUCUACAUUGCACACAAUAUGCUGGAGGGAACUAUGCCGGCUUCUCUAGGGAAUUGCACACAACUGAAUGAGCUAUACCUUGGUGAGAAUCUCCUAGUCGGCAAACUGCCCCCGGAGCUCUUUGGCUUGUCUUCGCUCUCAAAUGGUCUAUCACUAGCAGGAAAUUAUUUAACUGGUCCUAUUCCAUCUGAGGUUGGUAAACUAGUGAAUCUCGAGACAUUAAAUGUAUCGGAGAACAACUUGUCUGGAGAAAUUCCACCCACUUUAGGUGAUUGUCUGGUCCUGGAAUACCUCUAUUUGGAAGGUAACCAAUUCAAAGGAACCAUUCCGCCUUCUAUGUCAAAACUACGAGGUUUGAAGGUACUAGAUCUUUCACGAAACAACUUUUCGGGGCAAAUCCCUGGAUUUCUAGCCGAGCUCCCUUUCAUCGAAAGUCUUAACCUUUCCUUCAAUAAGUUCGGGGGAGAAGUGCCAAACAAUGGAAUAUUUCGUAACCUCAGUGCGGUUUCAGUUGUUGGAAAUAAUAAUCUCUGUGGUGGACCUCCCUCCUUGCAAUUGCCCAAAUGUAAAGGGGGUGCACCAAAGAGAGAUCGUAAUCGGAGGACAGUUUUGGCGAUCACUAUCACAAUCUCAAUUUUCUCCCUGUUAGUAGGAAUCAUUGCCAUGAUUCUUUUUCGUCUGAAAAGGUCCAAAAGCGAAACUGCCUUCACUUCUUCAACCGAGGAUCAUCACCCUAGGCUAUCUUAUAUUGACCUUUCUCAAGCAACAGAUGGGUUCUCUCCUACAAAUAUGAUCGGUGAAGGAAGCUUUGGUGUAGUCUACAAAGGCGUUCUGAGAAGCAACGGACAAAUUGUGGCCGUGAAGGUACUCAAACUUGAAGAACAAGGAGCGAGCAAGAGUUUCAUGGCUGAAUGCGAGGCCUUAAGAAGCAUUCGGCAUCGGAACCUUGUCAAAACUAUCACUUCUUGCUCGACGGUUGAUUUCCAUGGACAGGAUUUCAAGGCUCUGGUUUUUGAGUUCAUGCCCAACGGAAGCCUCGAGAAAUGGCUACACCCAAUCCGAAAUGAGAUCGAAGGAAAUGACAGUGACACAAGAUUGAGUGUAAUUCAGAGGUUGAACAUAGCCAUUGAUGUUGCUGCAGCAGUGGACUAUCUCCACAAUGUCAUAGUUCACUCUGACUUAAAGCCGAGCAAUGUUCUUCUCGACAGUGAUUUUUCGGCGCAAGUAAGUGAUUUUGGCCUUUCAAAGUUUCUCACUGUCAAAGCAUCGGGAACACAUAGUAGUUCGAUCGGGAUCAGUGGAACGGUUGGCUAUGUUGCACCAGAAUAUGGUGUUGGUGGGAGAGUAUCGACACGGGGGGACAUCUACAGCUUUGGGAUUCUCUUGCUCGAACUGUUCACUGGGAAGAGACCCACAGCGUCCAUUUUCGGAGGUGGGUUUAGCUUGCGUGAAUUUGUAGAGAGCUCACCUCCUGAUGAGCUGAAUCAGGUGCUAGACCCAUUGCUUUGCUUGGGAGAAGUACAAGGCGGUCUCCAGCAGUGCUUGCUCUCAGUCCUCAGAGUCGGGCUCAUGUGCUCAGCUGCUCAACCAAAUGAUAGGAUGGACAUUGGAGAAGCAGCUUUAGAAUUGCAAAAGGCUCGGGAUGUUCUUGAAAUUUGCACGGAAGGGAGCAAAGCGAAAGGCUAUAUGCUUGAUAUGUAAUUAGCAACUGAUGACUUGAUGCUUUCAUUUCAAGUCAUCGGUUGCUUAUAAAUGAUGUCAUAAAAGGUUUUCAGUUGGAGUUAAUGAUCAGACACAUUCUCCAACUUCAAGUUGUCAAAGAAAUAAAUGUCUUCAUUCUCUUUUC